Molecule: messenger RNA, 1232 nt
Organism: Pseudomyrmex gracilis
Lineage: Eukaryota; Metazoa; Arthropoda; Insecta; Hymenoptera; Formicidae
Product: copper homeostasis protein cutC homolog
Exons: 3
Coding region: 332-1054 (240 amino acids)
Molecular function (GO): copper ion binding
Source: RefSeq, a predicted model, not a curated record
GUGAAGAUCGCAAUGUAGCUGUACAUUUUGUCGACAUGACAGGUUUUUUAACCUCAAAAAAUCACCAUUAGCAUGAUUAGCAUAAUUACAAGAAGCGACACUUUUUUUUGAUCAAACCUUUCGUUUUGCACAAAAACGUGGCAAAUGAGAAUAAGUUUGUCGAUAUUUGAAAUGAGAAGUAAAACUAUAUAAGAUAAUUUGGUUUGAAGAUGAAGGCGUUCCUGAGCGAUUUUCUCUUCUGAAAAUGGCGAUAUUUACUGGCGGUGAAUAUCGAAACGCAGCCUCAAUCUCGUUUUUUAGUGACAACAGAAAUAUGAAAAAAUGAUGCAAGAUGAUCGAGAUUUGCAUCGACUCGUUGGAAUCCGCAAGAAAUGCAAUCGAAGGAGGCGCUAAUAGACUGGAAAUUUGUUCUGCUCUUUCAGAAGGCGGUUUAACACCAACUCCGGGCCUAGUUAAGCAAAUAAGAAAUUUUACAUCGAUUACGCUUUACGUUAUGAUUCGUAUUCGUAACGGUGACUUCGUGUACACUUCUGAAGAAAUUGAGGCUAUGUUGUAUGAUCUGAAAUUACUUAAGAAUCAGAAUGUAGAUGGGUUCGUUUUCGGUGCGUUGACUUCUAAUUGCGAGAUCGACGUGACUGCAUGCAAGAAAAUCAUUGCCGUUGCUCAUCCUUUGCCAGUGACGUUCCACCGUGCCUUUGAUCUGACAAACGAUCCUUUAAAAUCAAUGGAAGUCCUUGCCAAUCUUGGCUUUCGGAGAAUUCUGACAUCAGGACAGAAGAAUACUGUUCUGGAAGGACUAGAGCUUAUAAACAUAUUGGUGCAAAAAGCUCCAGAAAACUUUAUUAUUAUGCCUGGGGCUGGUAUCACAAGAGAUAAUAUUCACAAGAUUAUGAAUUCUGGUGCAAAGGAAUUUCAUGCAUCAGCGAAGAAGAAAAAAGAAAACAUUGGUAGUGCAAAUAAACUUAGAAUGGGCACAAGAGAUGAUGAUUUUAUUAAUGUAACCGAUAGAGAGUUAGUGAAAGAGUUAGUUGAUAUAAUCAAAACUUCAUCUUAAGUUUAUUUUAACAUACCAUAUAAACCAUUUUAUUUGCAGAAUAAAACAUCUGAAGUUAAACUUAAAACAAUCUUAAACAUAAAAAUACAACUAUAAAUCUUAGCUAUACUCAAUGUGUCUCAAUAUAUAAAUGUAUAUAUGAAAGACAAAUGAUUUAGUGAAAAAUGUACAUUUUCGU